Messenger RNA from Lepidothrix coronata (blue-crowned manakin), 311 nucleotides. Its product is annotated as calponin-1-like. The record is from RefSeq and is a predicted model, not a curated record. The annotation marks the transcript as partial. The transcript has a single exon. NCBI's taxonomy places the organism in Eukaryota, Metazoa, Chordata, Aves, Passeriformes, Pipridae.
CCCGGCCAGGCGGGGAUGACGGCGCCGGGCACGAAGCGCCAGAUCUUCGAGCCGUCGCUGGGGAUGGAGCACUGCGACACCAUGACCAUCGGGCUGCAGAUGGGCAGCAACAAGGGCGCCUCGCAGACGGGCAUGACGGUCUACGGGCUCCCGCGCCAGGUCUACGACCCCAAGUACUGCGGCGGCCCCGAGCUCUUCGGCCACGACGGCUACGACGGCCACGACGGGCUCUACAACUCGCAGUAGCCGCCGGAGCCGCCGCCGCUUCCACACCCCCGCCCCGCCCCACGCACCGCCCCGUCCACGCAGCA